CUGAUUCUUGGUUGCAGAAACCUCAAGCUUUCUUCCAUGGUGAUAACUGGGCAAAAGGGGUUCUCUAGAAUUGGAAAUAAAGUCUAGAAAUUGUCUCAGAAUGGGUGGAUGAUGAUGGAGAACUCAUCUGAAUUUGGUUGUCAGAUAUCUGGUAGCUCUACAGGGUUGAAUUUUAAUAGAAACCCAAGAUCAAUUCUAACGGGAACUGUUAGAUUUUCCGGUGAUUCGGAUCAUGAUUCUGGAAUACGAUUGGAUCACGUUAGAACACAGUUUGGUCGCUUUGGGGAGGGUGGUGGUGAAGUUAUCCGACCCGUGGAACGUAAAGACGUUAGCUUGAGACAAUGGUUGGAUGAUGGAAAACGAGCUGUGGAUGAUGUCGAAUGUUUGCAUAUAUUCAUGCAGAUUCUAGAAAUUGUGAAUUCAGCGCAUUCCAAAAAGAUUGUUGUUCAUAAUCUUCGGCCUUCUAGAUUUACCAUCUCUCCGCUUAAUCUUGUGUUGUUUCUAGAAUCUGCAUCUUGCUCGGAUCCAGAUUCUGAUUCUAGUCGGAAUGUGUUGAACAUCCAGAAAUCUGGUUUUGAAGCACAAAAUCACGGAAAUGUCUCUGAAACGGUAUCAGAUUUAGUGAAUUUAGAGGAAACGAAAGAAAGAAAACGGUCUUUCCCCGUGAAACAAAUACUAGAAAUGGAAACCGAUUGGUAUAGAAGCCCCGAGGAGGCUGCUGGUGAUCCAAGUUCUUGUGCUUCUGAUGUUUAUCGACUAGGGGCACUUCUCUUUGAGUUAUAUUGCACUUGUAGCUCGCCAGAUGAGAAGAAUGCGUCCAUGGCUAGCUUGAGACAUCGCGUCUUCCCUCCUCAGUUCCUACUAAAAUGGCCAAAAGAAGCGUUAUUUUGCCUGUGGUUACUGCAUCCCGAGCCCGCUAGUAGACCAAAAAUAGAUGAAGUGUUGCAAAGCGAGUUUCUUACCGAACUUAGAGACAACUUAGAUCAACGAGUAGCGGCGAUAGAACUUCAACAAAGGAUUCACGAUCACGAGUUAUUGCAGGAAUUUCUUCUAAUUAUGCAACGACGCAAACUGGAAGCCGCAAAUAAUUUGCAUAGUAUCGUUUCCGUUCUAACUUCAGAUUUGGAAGAAGUCGUAAAAUUGCAAUCAUCUAUUACCAAAAAAUCUGGAUCAACUUCAGAUCUUCGAGAUCCCCCUUUAGAUUUUCCUUCUAACAAUGAUUCUGCAAGUUCAGGAUCAAGAAAACGCAUCCGAUCGGUCAUUCAGACCCAUAAUUCUGAAGAAUCUAACGUUCAACAAGACGGCUUUCAGAAAUCCGAAAAUCUAGAAAACGCCAUCUCGAAAACUCCUAGAUUGAUGAGUAACUUUCGGAAACUAGAAUCUGCGUACUUUUUAACUAGGCGCAGGGCUUUCAAACCAGAAAGAAGUUCGGCUAAUGGUUUUUCGUCAAGAGAGCGGUUAGCGGGACGGCAAACUCGAUGGAUAGAUUCGUUCUUGGAUGGAUUACGCAAGUAUCUAUCUUUUAAUAAACUGAAAGUGAAGGCGGAUUUGAAACAAGCCGAUCUUUUGAGUUCUUCUAAUCAUGUAUGCUCUUUGAGUUUUGAUCGCGAUGGAGAAUUCUUUGCAACGGGCAUGAAUAAAAAGAUUAAAGUUUUUGAAUAUGAUUCGAUCUUGAACGGAAAUCGUGACGUUCAAUACCCGAUUGUUGAAAUGGCGAGUAGAUCGAAGCUCAGUAGUGUAUGUUGGAACCGAUAUAUUAAAGGUCAGAUUGCUUCGAGUAAUUUCGAAGGCGUAGUACAGAUAUGGGAUGUUACACGAAAUCAAGCGAUUACGGAAAUGAGAGAGCACGAGAGGCGUACAUGGUCCGUGGACUUCUCAUCAGCCGAUCCCACUUUGCUGGCCAGCGGAAGCGAUGAUGGUUCCGUUAAGCUCUGGAAUAUCAAUCAGGGAGUAAGCGUAUGUACCAUUAAGACAAACGCUAACGUCUGUUGUGUUCAGUUCCCUUCCGAUACCGGUAACUCACUCGCUUUCGGUUCUGCUGAUCAUAGAAUCUAUUUCUACGAUCUUAGAAAUCCAAGCGGACCGCUUUACACGUUGGUUGGACAUGAAAGAACCGUUAGUUAUGUCAGAUUUCUAGAUUCGACAACUCUGGUAUCAUCGUCAACGGAUAACACGUUGAAGCUUUGGGAUUUGUCGGAAUGUUCGUCCGAAGUUCUCGAUAGUCCGCUUCAGUCGUUCACGGGCCACACGAAUCUAAAAAACUUUGUUGGGUUAUCUGUAUCUGAGGGUUAUAUCGCUACCGGUUCAGAAACAAACGAGGUUUUCAUCUACCACAAAGCUUUCCCUAUGCCGACAUUGGCGUACAAAUUCAACACGAUUGAUCCGAUUUCUGGAGAUGAAGUGGAUGACACCGAACAAUUUGUGUCGUCCGUUUGUUGGCGAAAUCAGACCUCGAGUUUGGUUGCUGCAAAUUCUAUGGGAGAUGUCAAGCUCUUAGAGAUGGUUUAGUCAGAAAAAAAGCAUGUAGGAUUAGAAAAUUUCCUGUAAAUAUAUGAUUACAGUUGAUGUUACCAUCAUACCAGUAAAAUUCAAAUGAAAACCAACUAGUUUAUGUAUUAUUCACUAUGAAU
Cynara cardunculus var. scolymus (artichoke) is the source of this 2630-nucleotide messenger RNA. RefSeq names its product protein SPA1-RELATED 4-like. NCBI's taxonomy places the organism in Eukaryota, Viridiplantae, Streptophyta, Magnoliopsida, Asterales, Asteraceae. Gene Ontology annotation, molecular function: protein kinase activity; protein binding; ATP binding. Gene Ontology annotation, biological process: protein phosphorylation; photomorphogenesis. Bases 109 to 2508 code for a protein of 799 amino acids. The record is from RefSeq and is a predicted model, not a curated record. The transcript is spliced from 8 exons.